Pichia kudriavzevii is the source of this 1500-nucleotide messenger RNA. RefSeq lists its product as uncharacterized. Gene Ontology annotation, cellular component: mitochondrion. The record is from RefSeq and is a predicted model, not a curated record. Bases 1 to 1500 code for a protein of 499 amino acids. Lineage: Eukaryota; Fungi; Ascomycota; Pichiomycetes; Pichiales; Pichiaceae. Gene Ontology annotation, molecular function: metalloaminopeptidase activity; manganese ion binding. The transcript has a single exon.
AUGUACCGUGUUCUAAAAAGGUCAUAUGCGACUACCUUCCGAGCAGGUCAACCGAUUUUUGAAACUCGUCCACACCUGAUCAAACCUGGAGACUUGACUCCCGGUAUUUCAGCAUUGGAGUAUUAUCACCGUCGUGUGAAACUUGCCGAAAAAAUACCUAGAGGUUCAUUGGCUAUUUUGCCAGGCUCUUCUGUCAAAUAUGCCUCUGGCUCAGUGUUUUAUCCUUUCCAGCAAAAUACAGAUUUUUACUAUUUAACUGGCUGGAAUGAACCUGAUUCGGUUUGUAUUAUUGAAAGGCCAGAGAAUGCUGAUGAUCCUGCCGAUCAUGUCUUCCAUAUGGCAGUUCCAGACUCGGACCCAGCUGCAGAACAAUGGGAAGGAGAGAGAACAGGUGUACAAGGAGCCCAAGAUAUCUUCAACGCUGACAUAAGUGUCAGUAAUCAUAACUUUCCUUCUCACCUAGAUAAAUUGCUUAGAAAAUACACAAACAUUUAUUAUGACAUUGGAGGUGCAAAUAGUGCUAGCGGUAAAGCAGUCAAUUUUUUUGAAAGAAUGUUCCCUUCAACAGUUUCAAUGCCUGACAAGAGACAAGACAGGGCAGAUAUUGAAGAGAUUUUACGUAAUCAUAAGAAACAAGGCUUUAAUGUUAAAUCUCUCACCCCUCUCAUAGCAGACCUGCGUGUCAUCAAAUCAAACGCAGAGUUGAAAAUCAUGAGAUUAGCCGGUAAAAUAUCAGGUCGGGCAUUCAAUCAAGCUUAUGCUAAAAGAUUCCAAACCGAAAAAGGCUUACACUCUUUUCUUGAAUAUAAAUUUAUUAGUGGUGGAUGUGAUAAAUCCGCUUAUGUUCCUGUUGUCGCAGGUGGUGAACAUGCACUAUGCAUCCACUAUGUCAGAAAUGAUGAUAUCUUCAAAGACGGUGAUAUGGUUUUAGUUGAUGCUGCCGGUAAUCUCGGUGGAUACUGUGCAGAUAUUUCUCGUACUUGGCCCGUAACUGGUAAAUUUACUCCUGCUCAAGCAGAGUUAUAUGAGGCCCUUCUCAAUGUUCAGAGAAGAAUCAUUCGGGAGUGUACUGUGGAAAAGGGAAAUAGUUUAAACAGUUUACAUAAUUUAAGUGUUGACUUAUUAACCGAGGAGCUACGGAAUGCAGGUUUCCAAGACCUGCAAAGCUGGGAAGUCGCUAAACAUCUUUACCCUCAUUACAUUGGACAUAACCUUGGGUUAGAUGUUCAUGAUUGUCCAUUGUAUCCUCGUACUUCAAAUAUAAGGAAAGGUCAGGUUGUCACUGUUGAACCAGGUGUGUAUGUCCCUGAUGAUGAACGUUGGCCUGCUCAAUACCGUGGAAUUGGCAUUCGUAUUGAGGACGAUGUAGCAGUUGGUGAAGACAUUAACGUGGUCUUGACUGCAGAAGCUGCUAAGGAAAUUGUCGAUAUUGAAAACAUUGCUGCGAAUGGAAUCACAUCACCUUUAGAGGAAGAAGUUGUAGAUAUUUAUAGCUUAUAG